UACAUUUUUUGUGUAAAUUUCAGUCCUACAAGAUCAUCAAUUUUGCUCCAAGCCUACUGCAAAUCAUAGUUUCGGAUCAGGUUGAAUUCCCAGUACGUCAGGCAGCUGCCAUUUACCUGAAGAACAUGGUAACGCAGUACUGGCCAGAUCGGGAGCCACCACCGGGAGAAGCAGUGUUUCCAUUCAACAUUCAUGAAAAUGAUCGCCAGCAAAUUCGCGAUAACAUCGUGGAAGGAAUAAUUCGGUCUCCUGACUUAGUGAGGGCCCAGCUGACAAUGUGCCUGCGUGCUAUCAUUAAACAUGACUUUCCUGGCCAUUGGACAGCAGUGGUAGACAAGAUAGGCUAUUAUUUGCAGUCUCAGAACAGUGGAAGCUGGCUUGGCAGCCUGCUGUGCCUGUAUCAGCUGGUAAAGACAUAUGAGUACAAGAAAGCAGAGGAGCGCGAUCCUCUUAUAGCAGCAAUGCAAAUAUUUUUGCCUCGGAUCCAGCAGCAGAUGAUCCAUCUUCUUCCUGAUAACUCCCACUACUCCGUACUGCUUCAGAAACAGAUCUUAAAAAUCUUCUAUGCACUUGUUCAGUAUGCAUUGCCUCUUCAGCUGGUGAAUAAUCAGACCAUGACUCAGUGGAUGGAGAUCUUCCGUACUACCAUCGACAGAAGUGUGCCUGCUGAGACUUUACAGAUUGAUGAAGAUGAUAGGCCAGAGCUGGUAUGGUGGAAAUGUAAGAAGUGGGCAUUACAUAUUGUAGCUCGCCUUUUUGAACGGUAUGGAAGUCCUGGAAAUGUCACAAAAGAAUACUUUGAAUUUUCAGAGUUCUUUUUAAAGACCUAUGCUGUGGGAAUCCAACAGGUUCUCUUGAAAAUCGUAGACCAGUACAGGCAAAAAGAAUAUGUUGCUCCACGUGUCAUUCAGCAGAUCUUAAACUAUCUGAAUCAAGGGGUCAUUCACUCUGUAACCUGGAAACAGAUGAAACCACACAUACAGAGUAUAACAGAAGAAGUGAUAUUCUCUCUAAUGUGUUACAAAGAUGAAGAUGAAGAACUCUGGCAGGAGGAUCCUUAUGAGUACAUUCGCAUGAAAUUUGAUGUGUUUGAGGAUUAUGCAUCCCCUACGACAGCAGCACAGAAUCUCCUCUAUACUGCAGCAAAGAAGAGAAAAGAGGUACUACCAAAGAUGAUGGCAUUUUGUUAUCAGAUCUUAACAGAGCCGAACAUUGACCCAAGGAAGAAAGAUGGAGCAUUGCAUGUGAUAGGUUCUCUAGCAGAUAUUUUACUGAAAAAGAGUGUGUUCAAGGAUCAAAUGGAACUGAUGCUACAGAAUCAUGUAUUUCCAUUGUUCAUGUCUAACUUGGGGUAUCUUAGAGCUAGAUCCUGUUGGGUUCUUCGAUCAUUCAGUACUUUGAAAUUCCACAAUGAACUAAACCUGAGAAAUGCAGUAGAGCUGGCAAAAAAGAGCCUAAUUGAUGAUAAGGAAAUGCCAGUCAAAGUAGAAGCAGCCAUAGCGCUUCAAACACUAAUAAGUAACCAGGAGCAAGCCAAGGAGUAUGUAAAGCCAUAUGUCAGACCUGUUAUGCAGGAGCUGUUGCACAUAGUUAGAGAGACAGAAAAUGAUGACCUUACUAACGUUAUCCAGAAGAUGAUCUGUGAGUACAGUCAGGAGGUUGCUACCAUCGCUGUUGACAUGACACAACACUUGGCUGAGAUAUUUGGUAAAGUUCUUCAAAGUGAAGAAUAUGAGGAGGUGGAGGACAAAACAGUUAUGGCCAUGGGAAUUUUACACACAAUUGACACUAUCCUAACAGUUGUGGAAGAUCACAAAGAGAUAACUCAACAGCUGGAGAGCAUAUGCUUACAGAUCAUUGGCCUCGUUUUGCAGAAACACGUAAUAGAAUUUUAUGAAGAAAUUCUCUCUCUGGCAUACAGCUUGACAUGCCAAAUGAUUUCCCUCCAGAUGUGGCAGCUUUUAGGUGUGUUAUAUGAAGUUUUCCAGCAGGAUUGUUUUGAGUACUUUGCAGAUAUGAUGCCUCUCUUACACAAUUAUGUGACCAUUGACACUGAUACUUUACUGUCUAAUCCAAAACAUUUAGAAAUAAUUUACACUAUGUGUAAAAAGGUAUUAACUGGAGAUGCAGGAGAAGAUGCAGAAUGUCAUGCAGCCAAACUUUUAGAAGUAAUUGUCCUUCAGUGCAAAGGGAGGGGUAUUGACCAGUGCAUCCCACUCUUUGUAGAAGCUGUACUAGAGCGGCUAACCCGAGGAGUUAAGACAAGUGAGCUUCGUACCAUGUGUCUCCAGGUUGCCAUAGCUGCUCUUUAUUACAACCCUGACCUACUUCUGCACACAUUAGAGAACAUCAGAUUUCCGCACAACCCUGAGCCUAUCACUGCGCAGUUUAUAAACCAGUGGAUGAACGACACUGAUUGUUUUCUUGGACUCCAUGACAGGAAGAUGUGUAUAAUAGGCCUGAGCAUCCUAAUGGAGUUGCAGAACCGGCCCCCUGCAGUAGAUGCUGUGGCUGCUCAGAUUGUUCCUUCAAUCCUUCUCUUAUUUCUGGGAUUAAAGCAAGUGUGUGCAUCACGCGAGGUCACAGUACCUGAAGAGCAUGCUAAAGAUGAAAAGCACGUUGCAGAAGACAAUGAAGAGAUCCCAAGUGAUGAAGAGGAGACCAAUGAAGUGGGCCAGGCAAUGCAGGAGAAUCAUGGAGGAGGUGGUGGCGGAGGAGGGGAUGAAGCUGAUGAUGAGGAUGACGAUGACGAUUGGGAUGAAGAUGCAUUAGAAGAGACUGCUCUAGAAGGAUUCAGUACCCCUCUUGACCUUGAGAAUGGUGUAGAUGAAUAUCAGUUUUUUACACAAGCACUGUUAACGGUGCAGAGCCGGGAUGCAGCCUGGUACCACUCACUAACAGCACCACUUAGCGAUGAUCAGAAGAAACAGCUUCAAGAAAUUUACACACUGGCAGAACAGCGGCGAAAUGCAGCAGUCAAUUUUAGAGACUAAGACUAUAGAACAACAAAGUGGCUACACAUUUGACAACAAAGGACUCAUCCCAUCAUUUAACUUUGGUGGAAGUGCUCCUGGUGGCAACUGAAGGAGAAGCUGUAAAGGACUGUGGGAAGGGUCUCAUCAUUGCAUUCUUAUUCUGAGUGGUUAGGGGAGGGUAAUGCUAUGCUGCAGAAGGCUCCCUGGGAUACAGUGGUGCACUUCCUCCACCAGAAUGCUCUUUCUAACCAGCUACUGUAAUGUACAAAUUCUUGUGGUGUUUUUUUUUUUAAUUUGGUGGACUGAAAAGAAAGUGUCCUGUCCUCAAGGAAACUGAAUGACUGGGAGGGGCCCAGUUGAAUCUAAUUGAGUUGCACUUCUCAGGUUUUUGCCGUGCAGAAUUGCUGGAUUCAUAUGGAUAACAGUGCCUUCUGUUGUACAUGGAUUGCCUGAACAAAUGAAUUUUAGAGCGCAUUGUAAUUUUUUAAGUGUAAGGACAUUUCUAGAUACACUGUAAGCCUUUGUUUCUUGUUUUCCGGUUAUCUGCCUUUUAUUACAUGACUUAGUUAUAUGUCAGUGGCAUACACAUUGCUGGAUU
This is a messenger RNA of Gavialis gangeticus (Gharial), 3573 nucleotides long. It is a transcript of the gene IPO8, whose product is annotated as importin 8. Gene Ontology annotation, biological process: protein import into nucleus. Gene Ontology annotation, molecular function: small GTPase binding. The transcript is spliced from 24 exons. The coding region runs from base 126 to 2993 and encodes 955 amino acids. Gene Ontology annotation, cellular component: nuclear envelope; cytosol. The record is from RefSeq and is a predicted model, not a curated record. NCBI's taxonomy places the organism in Eukaryota, Metazoa, Chordata, Crocodylia, Gavialidae.